AUGUCGCUAGAGAUAAAUAUGGAUGCUAAUACCCAACCUGACCGGGUACGCAAGCGUCGCCGCCGCACAAUGGCGUGCACACAAUGUCGUAAUCGCAAAUUGAGAUGUGAUCGCGAAUAUCCCACAUGCAGUCGCUGUCUGAAAAGCAGAACUCCGAGCAAAUGCACAUAUGAGGAUGGCUUCUUAUGGCAACAACCCACUACUGUGGCCACGACUGCAUUUGCGUCCGACCGAGGGCCCACUGCACCUGUGCAAGCUGAUCGCACCCCCGUUGAAACUCCCCCGGAUUCGGGGAUGGCAACGGUAUCAACUCGGUCGGAGCUAUUCCCAACCAGUGGACCUACUCCGAGUCACCCCAUGCAUCACAGUCACCACGGUCUUUCGGGUCAUGCUCUUGCGCCACCUUUCAGAGGUCGCCCACCUGGUAAAGAGCGACGCGACUGCUUUUUGGAGACUGUUCUCGGUGCUCCCAAGGCGGCCGUCAAUCAGGAACCUUAUGUGAACUCGGGCUUGCUGCAGCGCCUGAAGCGCCCUGCGCCGGAGUCCGACAUGCAAUCCUCAUCGCGGGUCGAUGAGGAUCACCUCUAUGAGGAAGAAGAAUUCUUAUCGCCGUCGCAUCAGCUUGAUCUCUCUCCUUGUAUGAUGAUGAGAGGCCGUGAAACGAAGACUCGUUUCAGCGGGUCGGGAAUCUUCGCGAACCUCCUAGCGCAGUUCCCGGAUAUUAAAUCUUUUGCGGAAGAGAUCAAGAUGUCAAAUCCGAUUAUAUCGCAGCUUCGACCUGAUCUCGAAAAGGUGAAGCGUGGCCUCUGGAAACGCAAGCCGCUCAAUACACCCUUCCCUGAUCCAACGACAGCGUCACUGGUUGAGAUGCUACCUUCACGCGGGGUAGUAGAUGAGCUAAUCAGCUUGUAUCUAACUUACAUCGAGUCAACCCACCGAAUUCUCCAUGUUCCAUCUUUCUUACGUGAGGUUGACGAGUUCUGGGCUAUGUUAGAUAGUCCCGGCUCUCUCUCUGCGGGCUUCGCAGUUCAAUUGCUGUUGGUUCUUGCCUGCGCAUGGAAUCUUGCGGACUUUACUAGUCUCCAGUCAAAGAAUGUUUCCGAGCUCAAGUGUUACACGGCGAUUGAAUGGGUGCUCCACGCCGAGAGAUGGAUUGAGAAUUUGCACAACAAGCGUCCGGAGAUCAACUCGAUGAGACUCUCCAUUCUCUUGAUAUUGGCACGGAACAGUCACGGAAUGAAACGUAGUCAAGCCUGGUUCGCAACGGGUACUCUUGUGAAGCAGGCGAUGAUGGCAGGAUAUCACCGUGACCCGAGCAGAUAUUCGCGGAUCUCUAUAUUCAACAAAGAGAUGAGGCGGCGAAUUUGGAACACAAUAGUUGAAUUGGACCUCCAGAUUGCCCUCGAUCGGGGUAUGCCACCCUCGGUGCAGAGUUUUGAUUUUGAUGCAUCUCCAGCGUUGAACAUCCAUGAUGAUGAGCUCAACGAAAAUACUACCGAAGUUCCCGAAAGUCGGCCACCGGGCGAAGUCACAGACACCUCUUUCCAAUCCAUCUUGAGCCAAUCACUACCGCUUCGUCUUCAAGCUUGCUCCCUAAUGCACUCUCCGCGGAUUAAUUGUCGAUACGAGGAUAUACAGCGCCUGGACUGGGAACUCAACCGAUACCUUGCUCGGAUUCCUUCUUGGGUGACCACAGAACCUCACAACAUUGUAACCCAGCAUAAAGUCAUUCUGUGGAAGUCCUUGAUUGAAAGCAAACUCGCACAGUCCCUGCUAUCAAUUCACACCCCUUUUGCCAUCGAAGCACGACGAGAAGCCCUCUUUGCCCCUUCGGCGCGAUCUCGCAUGGACGCUGCAAUCCGGAUAUUGUCAACCCAGCGACGGAUGCACGAAACCUCACGGUCCCUCUCGCUGUGCACGCUUGGGGAAUGGACUAUACAUGCUUAUAUCUCCAUUUGCCAGUUGCUGCACUCGACACAAUCUGACAACAGUGCCCCAUUUUAUCCCACGUCAUCAACCUCCCUUGUCCAUAAUCUACCCGGUUUCCCAGAAUCUCUCCUCUCGCUUGUAGAAACGGCCCUGAUCUCACUUGAAGAACGAUCCUUGUUAGUGACAAAGGGAGCAAAGGACUACUUCUUCCUUUCAACAAUUGUUGCUCUAGUCAAAGCCCGAAUUUGGCCAGCGCAAGCAAUCGUAUACAAGCAGCAGGUGGUCGAACGGAUCCUAGCAUUUGCACAGGCUCUGUUCUCCCGGCACACUGGCUGCGAGCAUCUUGGUCCGCACGGGAUGGGCAACUUCAAAAACAAUCAGGUGGCUGCAUUCACAGCAACCCCAACGAUGGUACCUGUUAUGCCGACAGAGUUUGAUCCCAAUGGAAUGUUACCGCCGCCGCACCUAGGCGUCACUCCGCCUGGCGAAUUUGACCCUUUCUUGGAGAUAUUCGAUUGGGAGGAUCUGACAGGCAUGACACUCCCCUGUUGA
Penicillium soppii is the source of this 2481-nucleotide messenger RNA. Its product is annotated as putative C6 transcription factor. Gene Ontology annotation, molecular function: RNA polymerase II cis-regulatory region sequence-specific DNA binding; zinc ion binding; DNA-binding transcription activator activity, RNA polymerase II-specific. The record is from RefSeq and is a predicted model, not a curated record. Gene Ontology annotation, biological process: regulation of transcription by RNA polymerase II; DNA-templated transcription. NCBI's taxonomy places the organism in Eukaryota, Fungi, Ascomycota, Eurotiomycetes, Eurotiales, Aspergillaceae. The coding region runs from base 1 to 2481 and encodes 826 amino acids. Gene Ontology annotation, cellular component: nucleus. The transcript is spliced from 4 exons.